Messenger RNA from Girardinichthys multiradiatus, 4615 nucleotides. It is a transcript of the gene naa25, whose product is annotated as N-alpha-acetyltransferase 25, NatB auxiliary subunit. The record is from RefSeq and is a predicted model, not a curated record. The transcript is spliced from 24 exons. Gene Ontology annotation, molecular function: protein binding; protein-N-terminal amino-acid acetyltransferase activity. Gene Ontology annotation, biological process: N-terminal peptidyl-methionine acetylation. Gene Ontology annotation, cellular component: NatB complex; cytoplasm. The coding region runs from base 43 to 2958 and encodes 971 amino acids. Lineage: Eukaryota; Metazoa; Chordata; Actinopteri; Cyprinodontiformes; Goodeidae.
AGUACGCAUGCGCAAAGAUUUACACAGCAGGUAAACUCCACCAUGGCGGCGAGAGGCCAUGUGCAAGAUCCUAACGACAGGAGACUCAGACCUAUUUAUGAUUACCUUGACAAUGGCAACAAUAAGAUGGCAAUACAGCAGGCGGAUAAACUGCUGAAGAAACAUAAGGACCUCCACUGUGCCAAGGUGUUGAAGGCUAUCGGUCUUCAGAGGACGGGGAAGCAGGACGAAGCCUUCACUUUGGCCCAGGAGGUGACCGUCCUGGAGCCCACCGAUGACAACUCACUUCAAGCUCUGACUAUACUGUACAGGGAGAUGCAUCGUCCCGAGCUGGUGACUAAGCUGUACGAAGCUGCAGUGAAAAAGGUCCCUCUCAGCGAGGAGUAUCACUCUCACCUCUUCAUGGCUUACGCUCGCGUGGGAGAGUACAAGAAGAUGCAGCAGGCAGGAAUGGCCUUGUAUAAAAUUGUCCCUAAGAAUCCAUAUUACUUCUGGUCUGUCAUGAGUCUGGUGAUGCAGGCAAUCUCAGCAAAAGAUGAAAAACUGGCCCAAACCAUGUUCCUGCCUCUGGCUGAACGCAUGGUGGAGAAAAUGGUGAAGGAGGAGAAAAUCGAAGCAGAAGCUGAGGUGCAGCUAUAUUUUAUGAUCCUGGAGCGUCUGGGAAAGUGCGAUGAAGCUCUCGAAGUGAUCAGGGGUCCGCUGGGAGAGAAACUGACAAGUGAGCUGCAGAGCAGGGAGAGGAAAUGCAUGAUGCUCUACAGGCGUCUAGAACGCUGGCCAGAGUGCAACGCCCUGGCCCAAAAGCUGCUGCUGAAAAAUCCUGAUGAUUGGCAGUUCUAUCCCUCCUACUUUGACUCUCUGUUCUACCUAAUGGAUCAACCAUGGAGUCCGCCAGAAGAAGGCGAACACUGCUCAGAGGGUUCAGUUCAUCACACCGUGGUGGAGGUGGUGAGGUUUGUGGAGGAGAGAAUUAAGGCAGAAGACGGCAAAGACUCUCGUUCUCUCAGAGGGCCUUAUUUAGCUCGUCUGGAAUUGAUUCACAGACUGAGAGAAAGAGGCUACCCUGAAGAAAACCUGCCAGGCGAACCUUUAGACCUGAUGGUGCAGUUCUUCAGGAUGUUUGGAGACAAACCAUGCUGCAUCACCGACUUGAAAAUAUACCUUCAUCUACUAGCUCCUGACCAACACGUUCAGUUUAUCAACCGGCUGAGUGAGCUGGUUCCAUUGGGAGAGCAGGGGGAGGACGGGUUCACUUUCCCAGAGGACACCAAAUCCCUACAGAGGCAUUUGUGUGUUUGUCAGCUGAGUCGGGCCCUGGGGUUGCAUCAUUCUUUGGACGUCAGUGGGAAGCUACGCCUCAUCACCGAGCUGAAGGCUCACUAUCGCCACGGACUCAAGUUUGGGAGCACCGCCCUGAAGACAGAGCUGCAGUUCUCUGACAUGUACUGCCUCAUGGCAGCUCAUGUGUACAUAGACCUGUGGACAGAAACAGGGGAUGAGGACAUGGUGUGGCAGGGUUUAGGGCUCUUAGAGGAGGGUCUGUCUCACAGCUCCUCAAACGCCCAGUUCAAGCUUCUGCUGCUGCUCCUCUACUGUCGCCUGGGAGCCUUUGAGCCUGUGGUGGACCUUUAUUCCAGCCUGGAUGCCAAGCACAUACAGCACGACACCAUAGGGUUUCUUUUAACACGUUAUGCUGAGUCUCUGGGUCAGUUUGCUGCUGCUUCCCAGUCCUGCAACUUCUCCCUCAGGUUUUUCCACUCCAACCAGAAAGAUACCUCAGAGUACAUCAUCCAGGCAUACAAGUACGGCGCAUUUGAAAAAAUCCCAGAGUUCAUUGCUCUCAGGAACAGGUUGAACCAAUCGCUGCACUUUGCCCAGGUCCGCACUGAAAGGAUGCUGCUCGACUUGUUCCUUGAGGCAGAUAUCGUCUUGAGUCUAGAGGAAAGUGUUAAGGCCAUGUCUUUGUCUUCAGAGGAAGACGAUAUCCCCUGGGAUAGUUUAAGGGACAACAGAGACCUUACUGUAUUUACAAACUGGGACCCUAAAGAAAGGCAGUUAACUGAUGAACACCGGAUUCGGUCUCUAGAAGAGGAGUCCAUGUGGUUGCAGAUACGCUCUCUGACGUUGCGCUUACUCGCCUCGCUCACAGCAUCAGGACACGCUCCCUCACAGCAAAACUCCGAGAUAUCCAACGAGAACGGAGUCGGGGACAAAAGUUCGCUCCUCCGCAGCCUGCUCUCCCAGCUCAACCAGACGCUACAGACAGCAGCGCAGAUCGCAGAAAAACAUGUACAGUACCCCCUCCUCGGACCCCCCUCCACCCGGCUGGCCUCAGCGCUGUCCAUCGGCAGCUGUCAGUGUCAGGCUGCAGCCCUGCAGCUCUCUCUCCACCUGCAGGAGCUGGAGUCGGCCGGACUCGAUGAAUCAACGGAGCUUCAGACUCAGAUUUGUUACGUUUUUAAGUCAUUAGUAGUUCAGCUUCAAGAGAUGCUUAAUAAAUGCAAAGGGGACUUAUUGGAAAUGAAAGAGAGCAAAUUAAAAACCCAACCCUUCUUCUUAGAAAAUCUCGUUUUCUUUGUUGAGACAGUGAGUGUAGUGUUGUGGACUGCUAGCUACUGUGCCAAGAUCCUGCGACCACUCAAGUCAAGUUUACAGAAGAAGAAAAAGAAGAAAAAGGAUGCUAAUGCAGCUCUGCCGUUGGUGGUGUGUGGAUUCCAGGAGCUGACUGGGAGCUUGCAGGCCAUUCUUUCCCAUGCUGUGGAUCACAUCAGGGGGCAAGAGUCUGGCAUUACAGCCCAAAGAUUGGCCAGUUUAUCCUUGGAAGGAACCUCACAGGAGGAGGCGUCGUUUACAAAGGCUGCUAUGGACAAAGUGCAGGGCAGUUACCUGCGCUCGCUACAGGAGGUGGGAGAUCUACUCAAAAAGAAAGCUGAAACUAUAAAGAACCUUAAAAUCUGAGCAUUACACACCCUGGACUGACGAUGACUGUAACCCCCCCAUCACACACACCCCUCUGUCUGGUGUCAGCCCACCAGCUUCCCUGCGAGUCAAACAGAAACCUGGUCAUGCUGUCUGUUUCUGACCUCUUCACUACUUUGAGCGGUUGUGAGCUCUGUGGAUUUUUCCUCCUGCUACCCGUCACCACACGCCUCUGGAACACAUGCAACUCUAAUAGCACAUAAGCCUGUAAGUAAACUCAUGAACUGAUGCAGCAUCUGCGAAUAAAAACAAAAGGUGCACUCUUUUAAAGAAUUAUCUCACAUUAGGAAAAAUGAAUAUACAGUUUUAGAAUCUAAUAAAUUAUUGUACAUAAUAUAAACCAUAACUCCUUGACUUAGUGAGAGUAUAAGACACAAUAAACCACUAUCCUGUUUGUUGGUAAGUGUCCUGUUUUCUGGUGACGUCACGAACAAUCGCAGUAACUCGCAGUGAGACGCACAACUUCAGCUCUGAGGAGGAAGGAUCUGUCAACAUGCUGCUUUAUUUUCCAGCUGCUUCUCUGCUUUCGCAGCACAUGGGGACAAUUUUUCUGGUGACUUCAAUCUUUAGGGAAAAAAACGAACACAUGGCAGCCUUUUGGACUGACUACUGUCCCCGUUUCAGAAUAAUUUUGUCUUUUUUGUUUUGGUUGGCUUCCUGUAUGUUGUGUGUUGCUUUGAACCACCCCUGUAGUUGCAGUAUUACAAAGAGAUGAGCUAUAUAACAGGAUGUUGUUUUUUUUAAUAAACGGUGUGUCCACCUUUUUUUUUUUUGUUUCUUUUUAAAGAAGUGGUGCUUGUGAGCAAGUCUGUUGUGAAAUCCAGACCUGGUUUAAGACUCAACUAAUUCUCAUUAUUUAAAUGAUCAUUUAAAUGAUGAUCUUGACAUGAAUGUUUACCAAAAACGUGCUGCAGGCUGGUGAGAUUGAUGCAUCUUUAUGCAACAGAUCUCAUUGUGUAUGAAGUUAGAAAUACCCAUUUACCUGAUGCUUGUGUGUUUUGCGGGCAUUCAGCUCUGGAACUGGUCUCAAACCAAUGGAACAUCGGACCUGAGUGUAAAUAAAACCUAAGGGCAGCCUUUUCAAAGUACAGUGUGAACGGAGUUUAAAUGGGUGUUUGUUUUUUGGGGGGGGGGGGGGGGGGGGGGUUUCGCAGCUGCAGUAGAAAGUAACAAUUUGUCCUAUAUUUGGGGUCCUCCCUGCUUUAGACACCCACUUAUUUCACUGUAAAAAAAAAAAAAGUGAACCAAACUGAAUUUUCAUGCUUUUUUAUAUAACUGCCUCACUUGGGGAGCACUGACUGUUUAACCCGCUGAUGGGUUUUUGACUCAUUUAAGGAAUUUGUCAUAGAAGGAUGACUAUAUAGGAAACGGCCCCCCCUACCUCCUUCUUGUGAGUCUUUCCUCUCCUUUUUCAUAUGCGAAAAUGAACACCUUGUGUUUUUGCUUUUAAAAGUCGAGUCCUUUUUUUGUGUGAUUGGAUUUGCGGCUGCAGAGAAGAUCUUGGUGAUCUUACGUGUGUUCACAAUAAGGGUUGACAAUCUAGAGUGUCGUCUCAUUGCCCUGUUUUAUUAGAAAAUGGAAAACACAAACACUGGAAUGUUGAUGCUUUUUUUAAAAUAAAGGGUAAAUGUGAUAA